Molecule: messenger RNA, 4009 nt
Organism: Salvelinus fontinalis (brook trout)
Lineage: Eukaryota; Metazoa; Chordata; Actinopteri; Salmoniformes; Salmonidae
Product: centrosomal protein of 85 kDa-like
Exons: 14
Coding region: 181-2547 (788 amino acids)
Cellular component (GO): centrosome
Source: RefSeq, a predicted model, not a curated record
UGAAGUUGCUAGUAGCUUGUAGUGUUGUUUGAGUCAAAUCAGAGACGGUUAGCUAGCUAAACUCUAGAACAGCAGCUGGCAGAGGAGAACGAAUUCUUGACCCGAAAUUACACAUGUACUAAUCUCGGCACACUCAAGGAGUUCAUUUUCAAGUAUUGCAGAAAAGAUGACGUGAGUGGAAUGACCACUUCACAGAGAUACCUGGAGUCUAAGCUGACAGCUGGGUUUCCUGACAUGGAGUGGCAGACGCCAGCUGUGUCUGAGAAGUUCCAGAGCCACUUUGGCCGCCGGCCUGGGACAGCGGACAGUGGGAACACGGGGCUAGGCGCCACCCCAUCUGACAGCACAGAAGAUUUCUGCAGUUCCAGCAGCAGCCCCUCGUUCCAGCCCAUCCGCAGUCCGAUUCCCAUCCCCACUGCCCAUGUCAUGCCUUCCACGGCCGGACCACCGGCCUCCAAUCCCCGGCCCUGUUCCCAGGAAGAUUCCCAGGCUUCUGCCUCCUCGGGCUCCCGAACCUCCGGUGGAACCUCCAACUCGAAGUCGUCCUCACUUUCCAAAUCAGCCUCUUCACCCAACCUGGACAUGGCACAAGGCGGUGCGGGGUGUGCCGACCCCACCGGGCCCAAGCCGGACUGCCUGAGCCGCUACCGCAGCCUCGUGAAUGGACUAGACCACUCUCUGUUCCCCUUGGGGGACCACUCUUGCAUGGAUGAGGGCCAGAGGUUCGACAUGCCCACCAUGGAGCCCACAAUGAACCAAUCUGCUCUGCUGGCAGGCUAUUGCCCCGACGUCCGACUCGGGCUCCAGAUGACCAGCCUGGGGGAGACUCCCGAGGGCAACAGGGAGGCCUACAGGGGUGCCAUGGAGCACUCGUACAAGGCUCUCCCCGAGACAAGGCCGGGGGUCCCCGGCGCUCCAGACACCUACAGCCAGAGGAGCAGCCAGCCAGGUGGAACUGGGGCUGGGUCAGCAGGUGUGUACCCCAGCUCUCUGUAUCUGCAGACCCAGGCUCUGCUGAGGGAGGCCAAGGCCUAUGAACCCAUGCUGCAGGAGAGAUGCAGCGAGCUGCCCAGCUGGCAACAGCAGCACAAGCAGCAGCUGGAGAGUCUCCGCAUGCAAGUGGAGCAGAUGCAGAUGAUGACUGCUGGAGUGGGCCAAUACCCGGCUCUCUACUCCACCCCCUCCAUGCCACCAGAGACCAGGAAGUGGGACGCGGUGAUCAAAGCCAACGAGAGCAUUCUGAAGGAGAAGGAGCUCGCCAUAGAGAGACAGAAGCAGCAAAUGUCUCAGCUGGAGCUGCGGGAGAGGGAGCUGCAGGUCCACGGCGCCCUGCUCGGCGGCGGCGUUCCGUACGGCGACGUGUGUCUGCUCCGUCUGCAGGAGGCUCAGAGGGAGAACGCCUUCCUACGGGCCCAGUUUGCAGAGCGCGGUGACUGCGCCGCCCAGGAGGAGGCAGAGCACCGCCUCGGUGCCGUGGAGGCGGAGACGCGGCGUCUGAACGAUGCGCUGAGGGAGACCAGCGAGAGGCACGCCGAGGAGAUGAAGAAGCAGGAGGAGAGGAUUCGCAACCGGGACAAGCACAUCAACAGCCUGAAGAAGAAGUGCCAGAAGGAGGCAGAGCAGAACCGAGAGAAGCAGCAGCGCAUCGAGACUCUGGAGCGCUACCUCGCUGACCUGCCCACUAUGGAGGACUACCAGGGCCAGAGCAAACAGCUGAAGGAGGUGGAGCAGCGGGCGUUCCAGCUGCAGGGCCGGGUCAGAGAGCUGGAGGUGUGUCUGGAGGAGGCUCGCUCACACACCCGGGAGAAGGACACCCAGCUGGAGGAGCAGAGACGCAGGGAGAGGGAGCUGCUCACCACUGUCACCAGUUUACAAGAGCGGGUGCAGGAGGGCCUGGAGGACGGGGCAAGGUUACCCUCCCUGGAUGUGGAGAAACUCCGAGGGGAGAACAGCAGCCUGAGAGAGGAACAGCAGAGACUUAAAAAGGUCAUAGAGAAGCAGCUGAGGAUGAUGACGAAACUGGGCACCCAGAUCGUAACCCUGGAGGAGCAGGUGUCUCAGGAGGAGAGCAGCUCCCAUGCUCUGAGAGAGGAGGUUUGUUCUAAAGAGCAGGGUUUGCUCCAGCUCCACACAGCCAUGAAGGAGCUGUCGGCCCAGAACCAGGAACUAACGGAGCAGAACCUGACCCUCCAUGAGCGUCUGGAGGUCUCGGAGAAGGUGGACCGGACGUCGUCCUCGCUGCGGCCGGCCAGGGACCGCCUCACCCAGCGUCUUCACGGGGAGAUGGCCUCAUGCCUCUGUGACCUGCGGUCCCUCUGCAACGUCCUGACCCAGCGGUCACAGGGCCGAGACCCCAACCUCUCGCUGCUGCUUGGCGUUUCCUCUCCCCCGCCCAUGGCAGAGCAGUUGGAGGACUGGCUGAGUCCUGUGGUCCUCCAGAGGAAGUUGACUGAAGCCCAGCAGCUGCGUCGUGAUGUGGAGGAGCUCCGCACCACCAUCUCAGACCGCUAUGCCCAGGACAUGGGAGAGAACUGCAUUACCCAGUAGCCCCAGCUGCUAGCCUCUCUAAAACAGACUGAACCAUCAGGCUAAUGGGGUAAGGCUUCCAUAUUGGCCUUGCUUCUUCUACUCUCUUCAUUGAGUAUGAACUGGAAUCUCAUGUUGGCCCUUUGACUGAAAUGCAUGACCUGAUCAAGGAUUCCUUCCCCAAAGGGCUUACGGUGGAAGAACUGUUCUCAAACCAGUGUGUUUUGUUUUUAUAAAUGUUUUACUGAUACGUUUGUCUUUGUUGUCAAAGAUGCCCUCCGCUCUUUUUAUGACACACAUAGAUGGGGGUUGUGUUAUCUUUUUUUCAAUAAAUAACACUUAUUAUUUAAGUCUUCCCUCUGGGGAAAUAAUGUUGGAUGUGGUUGACAAUCAACUGAAAAUAUUUUAUUCUGUUUUUUGAGUGAUUCAACAGGGAAUGUUACUAACCCGCCAUUAUUUAAAAUGGUACAUUUGUAGCAGUGAAGUCUGGCGUGCGAGUGGCUGUUAACAGUGGUAGGGCUAAUACUGAAAAGACAUUCUGUCAGCAUUAUAACUGAGAUAUUAUUCAGAGACAUCUGUCCCGUCUGUACAAUUGCACAGUAAAAAAUAUUCAUGUUUGCAGAUAUCUCUCUCAGGUAGCGGGCUUUGCUUUGAUGAUCAAUGUGUAGAUCAAAAAUGUAAAUGUUCUGAGCUUUUGCUGUCGUCACCAGUUAAAUUUGCUCGUGGCUUUCUUUCUCAAAACUUUACUUAUUUUAGUGUUUCAGCCAACAGAGCAACUCAAUACAUUCCUUUAAACAUUGCUUUGUGGGUUGUCCUCUAAGAAGAAGAUAUCUCUGUCACAGCUAGUUAUGGGGAUAACGGUCUGUGACAGAGGACUGAAGCCAUUUUACACACUCCUUAACAGUAUUUGUGGUACUGGUUUGUUGGUAAGGGUCUGUUCAGUCUUACAGCGCAACAUACUGUAAUCUAACAGGUGAGUCCCUGUGCCUACUUUGUCCUUAUACACUGUGUUCACUUUGGUGCCCAUAUCUGUACUAGCAAAAUGUCUCUAUGCCAUCCGUGUGGAUAGUAUUAUUUUAUUUCCAUCUAAUAGCAAGAAAUGUUUUGGUUUCAAAUGAAUAACUUAACUAAUGGAUGUCAGUAUUUUGCCAUGGGGAGAAAAAAAAUGUGUGACAUGACUAAACACUAACUUUAUUCUAGUUUGUUUCAGUGUUCGAAGAGCAAAAAAAUUGUUUAAUUUAUUGAUGUCACGUCAAAUGCUUUCCUUCAGUUGACGAACAUCAUGACACUAAGUUGGGACAGACAUUUGGAUGUCUAACAUUGUCUAGAUGAGACUAAUGUGAGUUCUCAUUUGAGCUUUAACAAAGUUAGACAAACUUGCCUUAUGUCAAAUGUUUUGCAAAAAAUGUACAUGUUUAUAUUGAAUAUAUUUUUAUCCUUAAUUGUAUUUACACAUUUUAGAAAUAAAGUUUGUUUUCAAUAA